AUGGUGGCGCUGUUGGGUCUCGAAACGAAAGCCCAACGAGGAAUCUUUGUCACGUAUAUGGGGCUGUGGGUGAGCUACGGAAUGCUCAACGAGCUGGCUAAGCGUCAAAGUAUACGCUUCAACUCAGCCUGCGCCGUGGUGCUGCAAUCACAAUUAAAGUUGUUACUGGCUACAUACAUGUACUUGACGUUAGAUAACCAGGCAGCUGUACCGCUUGCCACGCGGAUCCGCUUUUUGCUAGCUAAAGGCCAAGAACAUCGAAAAUUACUACUGCUCUAUUUUGUUCCAUCAGGGCUGUAUGCGGUUUAUGACGUAUUGUCUUACAUCAACCUGCGCGCAUUCGACGCUUCCACUUACUUUCUGCUGUUGCAAUUUCGGCUUGUGGUGACGGGAAUUCUGCACCAGAUAAUGUUCUCGAAAAAACUAAAUCGCAACCAGUGGGUUUCUUUAGGAGUGACAACACUGGGGUGCGCUAUUAAAACGUUGGGUAUGCGAGACUCAAAUGCGUUUGCUACGCUAGGCGUUCAUGGUAGCGGCCCAACGCCUAUGGCUUACGGACUACUGUUAGUGCAGAUGCUAUGUAGCACCUUCGCAGGAGUGUACAAUGAAGUGCUACUUAAGAAACAAGCUUCAAUCCCGGACUGA
This is a messenger RNA of Plasmopara halstedii, 645 nucleotides long. Its product is annotated as cmp-sialic acid transporter. Bases 1 to 645 code for a protein of 214 amino acids. Gene Ontology annotation, molecular function: UDP-galactose transmembrane transporter activity. Gene Ontology annotation, cellular component: Golgi membrane. The record is from RefSeq and is a predicted model, not a curated record. NCBI's taxonomy places the organism in Eukaryota, Oomycota, Peronosporomycetes, Peronosporales, Peronosporaceae. Gene Ontology annotation, biological process: pyrimidine nucleotide-sugar transmembrane transport. The transcript is spliced from 2 exons.